AUGGGGAAUAACACGGAGGUGAGUGAGUUCAUCCUGCUGGGACUGUCCAGUGCUCCAGAGCUGCAGCUUCCCCUCUUCAUCAUGUUCACUCUCAUCUACCUCGUCACCCUGGCUGGGAACCUGGGGAUGAUGACAUUGAUCCUGCUGGACUCGCGGCUCCACACCCCCAUGUACUUUUUCCUCAGCAACCUGUCUCUGGUGGACGUUUGCUAUUCCUCAACAGUCACUCCCAAGGUCAUGGCUGGGUUGCUUAUGGAAGACAAGGUCAUCUCCUACCAUGCUUGUGCUGCUCAGAUGUUCUUUCUUGUACUCCUAGUCACUGUGGAAAGUUACCUCCUGACUGCAAUGGCCUAUGACCGCUACGCGGCAGUGUGCAAACCCCUACACUACCCUACCGUCAUGACAACAAGGGUGUGUGCUCAUCUGGCGGUGUGCUGUUACCUGCUUGGCUUUCUGACGGCAGCUAUUGGCACCGGAGACACGUUCUGCCUCUCUUUCUGUGUGUCCAAUGUGGUUCAUCACUUCUUCUGUGAUAUUCCAGCCGUCAUGACUCUGGCUUGCUCCGACAAACACCUUAAUGAAUUGAUUAUUUUCCUUCUUUCGAGCUUCAAUGUCUCUCUGGCACUUCUUGUUAUCUUGGUUUCUUACCUGUUCAUAUUUGCCACCAUUUUGAAGAUGCACUCAGUUGGGGGAUACCAGAAGGCUUUAUUCACCUGUGCCUCACACCUCAUGGCCGUUUCCAUAUUUUAUGGGACUAUUAUGAUCAUGUACUUACAGCCCAGCUCCAGCCGCUCCAUGGACACUGACAAAAUUGCCUCUGUGUUCUACACCAUGGUCAUCCCCAUGCUGAACCCUGUGGUCUACAGCCUGAGGAACAGGGAGGUCAAGAGUGCUUUCAAGAAAGUUGUUGAGCAGGGAAAAUAUUCUCAAGGCUUAGUCUUUUAA
This is a messenger RNA of Sciurus carolinensis (gray squirrel), 945 nucleotides long. Its product is annotated as olfactory receptor 5B17-like. The transcript has a single exon. Lineage: Eukaryota; Metazoa; Chordata; Mammalia; Rodentia; Sciuridae. Gene Ontology annotation, cellular component: membrane. Gene Ontology annotation, biological process: sensory perception of smell; G protein-coupled receptor signaling pathway. The coding region runs from base 1 to 945 and encodes 314 amino acids. Gene Ontology annotation, molecular function: odorant binding; G protein-coupled receptor activity; olfactory receptor activity. The record is from RefSeq and is a predicted model, not a curated record.